AUGGCAUAUUCAUUAGCCAAUGCAACUACUCACCCAUUGCAAUGCCCUAAACACUUUAUCCUAGUCCAUGGUGCAUGUCAUGGAGCCUGGUGCUGGUACAAGCUCAAGCCCUUGCUCGAAUCCGCUGGCCAUAAAGUAACCGCCAUUGACAUGGCGGCAUCCGGGAUAGACGAAAGGAGAAUUGAGGAAGUAUUGACGUUUGACGAUUAUAAUGCCCCAUUAAUAAAUUUUAUGAAAUCUAUCCCUACCGGACAAAAGGUGGUGCUAGUCGGACACAGCCUAGGAGGAUUAAAUAUAGCCUUUGCUGCUGAUCAAUUCCCGGAGAAGAUCUUUACCAUUGUAUUCCUCACGGCUUUAAUGCCUGAUUUUCGCCAUAAACCGACUUAUGUCCUUGAAAAGUUCUUCGAGAGGACUCCAGCAGACGCGUUGCUUGACACUAAGUUUGAACCCUAUGGUCCACCUAACAAGAAUCUCAACUCAAUUGUUUUUGGACCAAAUAUUUUAGCCAAGAAGCUUUAUCAUUUAUGUCUUCCUGAGGAUCUUGCAUUAGCAUCAUUGAUGGUUAGGCCUUGCCCACAAUUCACCGGGGAGUUAGCAGACGGGAGCAACUACUUGUCUAAGGAAGGCUACGGUAAUGUGCCACGUGUCUACAUCCUUUGCAAGGAGGAUAAAGUGAUACCAAUUGAUUUCCAAUAUUGGAUGAUCGAGAAUGUGGGAGGAGUGAAGGAGGUGAGGAUGAUGGACGGUAUGGAUCACAUGAUCAUGAUAUUUGGUCCUCGUGAUCUAUCACUCCAUUUGCUUGAUAUAGCUGCCGAGUAUGAUUAA
Impatiens glandulifera is the source of this 825-nucleotide messenger RNA. RefSeq names its product salicylic acid-binding protein 2-like. Bases 1 to 825 code for a protein of 274 amino acids. Gene Ontology annotation, biological process: jasmonic acid metabolic process; salicylic acid metabolic process. The record is from RefSeq and is a predicted model, not a curated record. The transcript is spliced from 3 exons. Lineage: Eukaryota; Viridiplantae; Streptophyta; Magnoliopsida; Ericales; Balsaminaceae. Gene Ontology annotation, molecular function: methyl indole-3-acetate esterase activity; methyl salicylate esterase activity; methyl jasmonate esterase activity.